CUUCUCACCACACCUUGUCUUCUCUUGCAAAAUCAUUAUAAGAUCUAUCCUCGCUGGCAUUCGCCAGAUCUCCCGCGCGAGCGCGAUGUCGCAGGCAUACCUGCGGAACCUCAAUCCCGCGCAACUGCAAGCUGUGCAACAUCCCCCGGACAUCCCACUCCAAAUUCUUGCCGGCCCCGGGAGCGGGAAGACCCGGGUUCUCACUGCCCGAAUCGCACAUCUCAUAUUCCACCACCACGUCGCACCACAGGCUAUAUGCGCGGUAACCUUCACCAACAAGGCAGCCAACGAGAUGCGGGCACGUUUAGACAUACUUGUUGGUGUGCAUGACACAGCGUGCAUCCGGAUGGGCACAUUCCACGCACUUUGUGCAUCGUUUCUGAGGAGACACGGACGAAUGGUCGGCCUGGAGACCAACUUUACGAUAUGCGAUGCUGAUGAAAGCAAGAAAAUCGUGAAGGCAUUGUUGGGCGAACACUCCAAGGACCUAGCUGCCAAGAGGAUUUCUUUGACGGAAGGGACAUUGAUGUCGAUGAUUUCCAAAGCUAAAGCACGUGGUCAAACAGCAGACGAACUGGAGGCCAAAUAUCGUCGAAGCCGCGCUAGUGGCAGUCGAAAGCGUUCGCGACUGCCUUCAGAUGUCAACAAUGAGGACAACAGCGACGACGAGCAAAGUCAGACAAUGCAAGACCCCAAUAUCAUGGCGGUCUUGAUAGACGUUUACAGGGUGUACGAGCGAACCCUUAGGUCAAGCAAUAGCCUCGACUUCGACGAUCUGCUUCUCUUUGGCGUGCGUCUCUUCAAGCGAAAUCCUGCCGUGGGCGAGUGGUGUCAACAUGUGCUAGUGGAUGAGUUUCAAGACACGAACACCAUACAGUACGAGCUCAUGCGGCAAAUUGCCGCGGCGAGUCGAUGUGUGACGAUUGUCGGUGACCCUGACCAGUCAAUUUACGGCUGGCGUUCUGCAGAGAUCAAGAAUUUUAUCAACAUGCAGCGAGACUUUCCAAACACCCAACAGAUUCUUCUUGAACAGAAUUACCGAUCAACGGCGUCCAUCCUUGGCGCUAGCAUGGCGAUUGUCAGUCAGGACAAGAAGCGCGUUGCAAAGACACUACGUGCCGAACAUCCUGCAGGGCCGUCUCCCAUGUUGCAACUGUUCUUGAACGAACAUCAAGAGGCGGAAUUCAUUGCCUCGGAAAUAAAGAAGAUCGUUGCAGCAACCGGGGGAAUGCUCGAAUGGGGUGACUUCGUGGUUCUCCUGCGGUUUAAUGCUUUAUCACGGCUGAUAGAGAGUGCGCUGCAGAAGGAAGGCAUUCCGAACAGGAUUUUGGGCGGACACAAGUUCUUUGAACGACUCGAGGUCAAAGACCUUCUGGCAUAUCUCCAGCUCAUCGACAACCCGCAUUUUGCAGCAGCUUUCACUCGGGUGAUCAAUGUCCCUGCGCGAGGUAUCGGUGAGAAGGUCGGUCCCGCGACUCCCAGCAUGCUGAGGAGGGGUUCUCCUUGGACUGACUUACGAACCUACCUUCGUACACAUAGACAGUCAACGAGAUUCUGGGCGCUGCACAGCGCCUCAAGCUGUCCCCUUUGGAGGUGGUAAUGCGCAUACACGAUGGAGCGCUUCCUGAUAUCAAGCCAAGUGUCAAGCGCAAGCUGGCGUCAUUUGUGCCACCUGUUCGCGAGCUACAGACAUUCGCUCGAAAGGAUACACUUCCAUCCGAUCUCAUUCGACACCUACUAGAAAGCAUCAAGUAUGACGAACAUCUGCGU
This is a messenger RNA of Rhodofomes roseus, 1770 nucleotides long. Its product is annotated as P-loop containing nucleoside triphosphate hydrolase protein. Bases 86 to 1600 code for a protein of 504 amino acids. Gene Ontology annotation, biological process: recombinational repair. The record is from RefSeq and is a predicted model, not a curated record. Gene Ontology annotation, cellular component: nucleus. Lineage: Eukaryota; Fungi; Basidiomycota; Agaricomycetes; Polyporales; Fomitopsidaceae. The transcript is spliced from 11 exons. Gene Ontology annotation, molecular function: hydrolase activity; ATP binding; 3'-5' DNA helicase activity.